This is a messenger RNA of Mangifera indica (mango), 1050 nucleotides long. Its product is annotated as reticulon-like protein B6. The coding region runs from base 138 to 854 and encodes 238 amino acids. Lineage: Eukaryota; Viridiplantae; Streptophyta; Magnoliopsida; Sapindales; Anacardiaceae. The record is from RefSeq and is a predicted model, not a curated record. The transcript has 5 exons.
CAAUGAAGUCGGGAUGCGAAUGUUGCGGGCUUUGAAUGUUUCUUUCCGAUGAUUAGUAAGAAAUUUAAAGGAAGAAGAAGAAAUUGAUUGAUUAAUUAAACGAAAGGUUUCAAGUAAUUACUAAUCACAUAACCACAAUGGAUGACCAUCGUCAUAAUCCUCCUGAUCUCGAUUCUGAUUUUGCAUCGGACAAUCCUCAUAAACCCAGAGAUUUUUUGCAUUCUCUCGGACAGAAGCGUCGCUUGUUUGGUCGCCAGAAGUCUGUUCAUCAUGUCCUCGGUGGUGGAAAUUCUGCUGACAUUUUACUGUGGAGAAAGAAGCAAGUGGCAAUAGGCAUAUUGGCUGGAGGGACAGUGAUAUGGCUUCUGUUCGAGUGUAUGGGCUAUCAUUUGAUAACUUUUAUUUGCCAUUCUUUUAUUCUCGCUUUGUCAGCAUUGUUUCUAUGCUCCAAUUUAGCUGUUUUCAGUGGCCUGUCUCCUCUAAAAUUCCCAGAGGUUAAUAUACGAGAAGAUGCGUUGGUGAAGGUUGCUCUGUUGCUGAGGAAUGAAUUUAACAGAGCAUAUACAAAUUUUCAAGAAUUGGCUUCCAACCAGGACAUAAAGACAUUUCUCUCGGCUACGGGGAUUUUGUGGAUUCUCUCAGUUGUGGGCAGUUGGUUCAAUUUUUUGACCCUCUUAUACUUAAUAUUUGUGAUGGUGCUGACGCUGCCAAUGCUGUAUGAGAAGCAUGAGGAUCAAGUGGACACUUUUGCAGAGAAAGCUAUAGCUGAAUUGAAGAAGCAAUAUGCAAUUUUAGAUGAAAAGUAUCUUCAUAAACUCCCAAUUCUGUCAGGCCAAAAUCACCAUCGAUCAUAAGCCGAUCAAAGGCAUAUUACCUGGAGUUUUUGCCGUUUCAGUCUCUUACAUUUGUGCAUUUUUCUUUGAACGAUGUGGCAAUAUACGUCGUUCAGCUUGGUUAGUUCUAACAGGUUUUCAAUUUCAUUUUAUAUCAAGCAUUUGUAAAACUCACUGCAAGUAAUAUAUUAUAGAGCCAUGAAUGAUUUGAUUUUCA